Molecule: messenger RNA, 4622 nt
Organism: Peromyscus leucopus (white-footed mouse)
Lineage: Eukaryota; Metazoa; Chordata; Mammalia; Rodentia; Cricetidae
Gene: Kcnj6
Product: potassium inwardly rectifying channel subfamily J member 6
Exons: 4
Coding region: 548-1825 (425 amino acids)
Biological process (GO): potassium ion import across plasma membrane; regulation of monoatomic ion transmembrane transport
Cellular component (GO): plasma membrane
Molecular function (GO): G-protein activated inward rectifier potassium channel activity
Source: RefSeq, a predicted model, not a curated record
CUUCAGUCGGUGGGGCUGAAGCCCAGUAGCAUUCAUUCAAUCUGCGGCUUUCAUGAAGUCUCCCUACGAGGUCCUUCACUUUGCUCCUAAACGUGGAUUUUUUUUCCCCUGCCAUUCUAGGCUCGCUCCCCCUCCUCGCCACCGGACUCCCUCCUCCGUCCCUGCCCACACGCACACUCCUCUGCCCCGCGGUGGCCCCAGCGCCCAGCCCUCCAGCCAGAGGGAGCCAGUCACCAGACGGCAGCACCUGGCUGGAGAGGUUGGGCGGGCCGAGGGUGGGGAUCCGCGGGAACCAGCGAGCCCGGAGCUGGAGCAAGAAGCUGGACCGACCGCGAUCAGAAGAAUGGAGUCUCCCGACAGCCUGCCGAGGCUGAUGUGAAAUAGGACCAUCUGCUUCCAGUUGGUCUGUUUCCUCUUCUUUUUGUAUUUUCUUCCCUCGCCAUUCACAGUGGAGUGAAUUAUUAAAUCUUGCUCCGUUCCAAGAGAGGCAGGCGAUCACGAUGGAGUGAACCCACCCAGUCCGCCACAAGGAACGCCCAGAGAAGAAAUGACCAUGGCCAAGUUAACCGAAUCCAUGACGAAUGUCCUGGAAGGCGAUUCCAUGGACCAGGACGUGGAAAGCCCAGUGGCCAUUCACCAGCCAAAGUUGCCUAAGCAAGCCAGGGACGACCUGCCAAGGCACAUCAGCCGAGACAGGACCAAAAGGAAAAUCCAGAGGUACGUGAGGAAGGAUGGGAAGUGUAACGUCCACCAUGGCAACGUGAGGGAGACCUACCGAUACCUGACGGAUAUCUUCACCACCCUCGUGGACCUAAAGUGGAGAUUCAACCUGUUAAUCUUUGUCAUGGUCUACACAGUAACAUGGCUCUUCUUUGGGAUGAUCUGGUGGCUAAUUGCAUACAUCCGGGGAGACAUGGACCACAUAGAGGACCCGUCCUGGACUCCCUGUGUUACCAACCUCAAUGGGUUUGUCUCUGCUUUUUUAUUCUCAAUAGAGACAGAAACCACCAUUGGUUAUGGGUACCGGGUCAUCACGGACAAGUGUCCCGAGGGAAUUAUUCUCCUCUUAAUCCAGUCUGUGUUGGGGUCCAUUGUCAACGCAUUCAUGGUAGGAUGUAUGUUUGUGAAAAUAUCCCAGCCCAAGAAGAGGGCAGAGACCCUGGUCUUCUCUACCCACGCGGUGAUCUCCAUGCGGGAUGGGAAACUAUGCCUGAUGUUCCGGGUAGGUGACCUGAGGAAUUCCCACAUCGUGGAGGCUUCCAUCAGAGCCAAGUUGAUCAAGUCCAAACAGACUUCAGAGGGGGAGUUCAUCCCCCUCAACCAGACAGAUAUCAACGUAGGGUACUACACUGGGGAUGACCGACUCUUUCUAGUGUCACCAUUGAUUAUUAGCCAUGAAAUUAACCAACAGAGUCCCUUCUGGGAGAUCUCCAAAGCCCAACUACCUAAAGAGGAACUGGAGAUUGUGGUCAUCCUGGAGGGAAUGGUGGAAGCCACAGGAAUGACAUGCCAAGCUCGAAGCUCCUACAUCACCAGUGAGAUCUUGUGGGGUUACCGGUUCACUCCCGUCCUAACGCUGGAAGAUGGGUUCUACGAAGUCGACUACAACAGCUUCCAUGAGACCUAUGAGACCAGCACCCCAUCCCUUAGUGCCAAAGAGCUAGCCGAGCUGGCGAACAGGGCAGAGCUGCCCCUGAGUUGGUCUGUGUCCAGCAAACUGAACCAGCAUGCAGAACUGGAGACAGAGGAGGAAGAGAAGAACCCAGAAGAACAAACGGAGAGGAAUGGUGAUGUGGCAAACCUAGAGAAUGAAUCCAAAGUGUAGGCCCUGCUGGGUCAGCCUUUCCCUCCCACUCAGACAGGGCCUUUCCUUGUCUCCUGCUCCCCUCUUUUUCUGUCUCUCUUACCUUGAUCUUGAUUGGUUUAUACUUAAUUUUGUCAUUUCCAGAAAACAAAUCUUCAAGGUGUAAAAUGCCUACCUGCCCUCUCUCAGAUGUUCAGACGGACAAGCAGACAGAGAUUUGGUUAUGGUACAGGUCCCUUCAUUUGCAGCCCAAGCCUGGUCUCCACCCACAGGAGAGACUCAGCCACUUAUCCACUUCAAUGUCCAACACAAAUCACUCAAAAGAGCUGUCAGGGGUUUUACCCAGUGUCACAAAGGUCACCUGUUUACCGUGGCCAUAGGUCACCCAGAAUAGUCUCUUUGGUUUUAUAGGGCCCACCCAGCACAGGGCAGGCUCUUGCCCACACAGACACUGAGGGUACAGGACCCAGGUGAGCUAAGGAUAGACCACUGUACAUAGAUCUGCCCUAUGGAAUUAUUUUCUUUUGGCAAUUAGUAACAAAACUCAGCAUGCACAAAAGUACUAUGGAGCAGAACUCCUAGUAAUGUACAUAGAUGUAUCAUCCAUGUAGCUUUAGACAUAUAACUUUAGAAAUAAGAAAAAACGAUUCCCAAUGUACAGUGGGUAUUUCUGUUUUGUUACCUUGUCUUUUGAUUAUUUUGAUCUCCUUGACUGCUGGCCCUCUAAAUGCAUGGCCUUUGUUCCAGGCCCCAGGCUGACAGUUGCUAGGUGCCAUUCUGUCCCCUUGCGAUCCUUCUGUUGAAUCUAAUAAGCCAUAGGUCUGGGACCAGUCCAGAGGUCUAAUAGAUGGCACGAUCUACCAUCCAAAAUGCUGAUAUACUGUGACACAUUUACCAAGUGGAUGCCAUUUGCUUAUAGACAACAAAAGUCUCUCUGACUAGCCUGGGGGACAAGGGACAGAACUGUAGCAUGGCCCCACGUGUCCCUUCCCAUGAACUCUAGCCCUCUGGAGUACAGCAGCUUAAGAACCUUUCUGUAAAACCACUGAUUGCUCUUCUGUGUCGUCUUCUAUGAGAAACUGCAGGCUUUUCAUGUGGGCCAUGGCAAGCCAGCAGAUGAUGACUUGGGUGUGAAGCCAUGGCUUUCAGGAAGGCAUGCAGCGGGUGAAAUGACAGUGUUCAUCACCAGCUCCCUGCCCUCCGACUUCAUCCGGCAUGCCUGUCCCUGGGACCUGGCCUUACCAUUUCUUACACGUUUUUUUUUUUUAAUCUUCUAUCAUCAUUGUUGUUGUUAUUAUUAUGAAAUGACCCGAAUUUGGCAUACAAAGAGUAGAUAAGCAUCUUUGUGGCAAAUCCCUCCAGAGUGUGAGAGCAUUCCACUAUUUGAAAUCUAAUCCAAGUGUCUCUCAACCAAAAGAGCACAGACAUCAACAACAAUCAAACCUCAUUUUGUUCUUCAAAGAAGGAAGGAAUGAACGAACAAAGGAAGACAGGCAACAUGUAUAAUAAUCUAAAUUCAAAAGGAAAUGAAGAGUAAGCCUGGAAAGAGAAUCUUGAACGAGACGUCAGGCAGGUGGAGAUUUUGCACCGAUCUUUCUCGUUGAUUUUGCAUUUAUAAACUGUUUGUCUUGAACACCAUCGCCCACCACAGAUAUGCACUGAAGGGAUCUAAAUUUACUUCAGCUCCUACAGAUGUGCUCAGUGUGAGACUUUGCACCAUGGAGGUCAAAGAGGUCAAACUAGCUGUUCCUCUGCCUCCCUGGCCACCCCUGACCAGACUGCACAGGGCUUUGCUGUAGUCUCGGUUCCUUGUCUAUAAGAGAGAUGCCCCAGGAAUUAUGGGAAGUUGUCCCUCCAUCCAACAUCUGGAUUGCUCCUCUCCCUCUGCAGGAAUCUUGCCACCCAAAGAGCCAUUUCCUGGCACUGACUCUGGAACACAAAGCUAUUGGCUGUGGCCCUUCCCUGCCUGCCAGCAUUUCCUUUUGGCAUUGGUUAUUUAUCAGUCCAGCCAAGAUUCGAACAGUCUUAGCAGGAGAUGGUGGAGGAGAGAGCCUGACACAAUUCCCAAGAGGCUGUGGGAGGUCCCACAGCCUGACCUUGUUUUAGCCUUAUGAAAGAUGCUCUGCUUCAAGGCACCAGUCUGCAGCAGCCCAGGGCAGGAAGGUGGCGAAAACCUGUCAAAUGUCUACGGACUUAGCUCUUGAAGACUCACUGGGCCUUUUUAAAUCUGCUACUGAGGUUUGAAGAUCAAGAUUCCCUAUCGACGGGUUGAAGGAGCCGCUUUGAAGCUGAUGGUUUCUUGCCUGCUCUGCAGCACACCUGGACAACAGGCCUGUGUGACCUCUGCAGGGCGCUCUGAUGGGAGCUCUCUCUCUGCCUCUCAUGGUCUUGAUGUCACUGUGGUUGGUGACGGAAGUGGAAGAAAAUCCUGUGUGUAACAGGAGCUCAGACAUUUAAGAGGCGGGCGCUCCUGAAGGACCUUUUAUUAGAAUGUCCUUAUCAAACGUGUCUAUUUUUUUACAGUCACUGAGAAAAUGGUUUAACAGUGUAUUUUGUGUCUACUGUUAAAAUUUGAAAGAAGGUCAUUAGGACUGAAUUUUCUAAGCAGCAAGUAGUCAAUGGGGUUUUUCAUUAAGAUAAUUCAACAAAAGGGACCCCCAACGCCUCCCCUUUCUAGUCCACAAUCCCAGUCCCUCUCUCCACCAACAGACCAAGUGCUACGAAAAUACAUAAGCCUAUUAAUGCAUCAAUCGAUCCAUAACCAGUAGAGCUCUCUCUCUCUCUCUCUCUCUCUCUCUCUCUCUCUCUCUCUCUCUCU